This is a messenger RNA of Insectozyma verbasci, 1749 nucleotides long. Lineage: Eukaryota; Fungi; Ascomycota; Pichiomycetes; Serinales; Debaryomycetaceae. The record is from the annotation of a GenBank genome assembly.
AUGACGUUGGUGUUAUCAGCUAAACCAAAACUAUUUUAUCUUUCAAAUCAACAAUUACAAACCAUAAGUAAAAGAUUAUUAUCAACAUCAGUUAAAAGGCAAACUAAUAGAUUAACGAAUGGUUUAAUUAAAACACAUCAUCAACAAAAUAGAUCUAAUAAUAGACAAAAUCAAAAAAUAGCAUUGGUUUCUGGCAUAGUAAUAGUUGGUUCAUAUAUUGCAUUUAAUCAAUCAAAUUAUUAUAAUUUAGAUACAUUACCCUCAUCACCAUCUUCGGGGAAAGCACCAAAAUUAUUAGAAGAUAAUAAAAAGUUUUAUUCAACAUCAACUAAUUCACAAAGUAUAAGUCAUCAACAACAUAAAGAAGGAGUUUUUUUAUUAAAUGAUGAACAAGUAAGUAGAAAAUUACGUCAAUUUGAAGAAAGUUAUUUUGUAAAUAGAGGUAAAGGAGUUGUACGUUAUGAUAUUUGUCAAUUACCAUCAAACUCACCAAUUGAAGAUGAUAGAGCUGAAGAAAUUGUUCAGGUUCCAAUUUUACAAGAUAAUAAUAUUAAAACUUCAACUGACUGGAUGUUUUUUGGUGUUUUUGAUGGUCAUGGUGGUUGGACUACAUCAUCUAAAUUAAGAGAUCAAUUAAUUGGUUAUGUUAUUCAUGAAUUGGGUACUAUUUAUAAACCAGUUCAAGGUGAAGAAAAUUUAAGAUAUGUACCAAAUUCAGCAACAAUUGAUCAAGCUAUCAAAAAUGGUUUUUUGAAAUUGGAUCAUGAAAUUGUUACAAAAAACAUUGAAAAAUUAUUAUUAGAUGGUAAUAAAGCAAAAGCUGCUGAAUUAUUAAUGCCGGCAUUAUCAGGUUCAUGUGCAUUAUUAUCAUUUUAUGAUACAAAUUCAAAAAUGUUAAAAGUUGCAGUUACUGGUGAUUCAAGAGCUAUAUUAGGAAGUUUUAAAGAUAAUAGAUGGACAGUACGUCAAUUAAGUAUUGAUCAAACAGGUGCAAAUCCAACUGAAGUUGCAAGAAUUAUAAGUGAACAUCCAGACGAACCAAAAGUUAUUAGAAAUGGUAGAGUUUUAGGUGGAUUAGAACCAACUAGAGCAUUUGGAGAUUGUAGAUAUAAAUUACCAGCAACUAUACAAGAAAAAAUUUAUAAACAAUUUUUUGGUAGAUCAUUACCAAAUCAAUUAAAUUCACCACCUUAUGUUACAGCAGAACCAGUUAUAAGUACAACAAAAAUAAAUCCUGAUAAUAAUGAUUUUUUAGUUAUGGCAUCUGAUGGAUUAUAUGAAAUGUUAUCAAAUGAAGAAAUUAUUGGAUUAGUUGUUAAAUGGAUGGAAAAGGAAAAAAUGAUAAAACCACAAAAAUCAAUAUGGAAUUAUUUUAAUAAAGAUAAUAAUUUACCAGAAGUUUCAGAUAUAACACAAGAUAAAUCACUGAAGAAACCAUUUAGAAGAUUAUCAACAAAUCAAGGCUUUAUGUUACAAGAUAAUAAUGUAUCAACACAUUUAAUAAGGAAUGCAUUAUCUAAUGGUGGAUCAAAAGAACAAACUGCAAUGUUAAUAUCAAUACCAAAUCCAGUUUCAAGAAGAUAUAGAGAUGAUUUAACUGUAACUGUUGUAUUUUUUGGUAAAGAUCAUAAUAAUAUAAUACAGAAUAAUAAUAAUGGUACUUCAACUGUUGGAAACGAUCAAGGUCAAUUAGAGGUAAAUAGUCAAGCUACAGCUGGUGGAUUAGAUGCUUCAAAACCAAAAUUAUAG